UUUCUGCAAAGGAUGGUAAUGCACAAGAUUUCUUCGCUAUAAUAUAUGUAACGUAUAUUAUAGUAUUUCCAUAAUUUUCACGUAUGCGACAGUUUUCAAGAAUAGACCAAUAAAAGCUCUGGGUUGCUCUUCACAUGCUUGGGACUGCAUUGCAUUAGCGAAUUAUGAGAGAUCCUGAUCUAUUGACAGAUAUUUUGGAGUUGUCAAAUGAUUCGCCCGAGAUGGAUCUCAGUAUCCACCCGGAAAGACAAAGAUUUCCUUUCUGUAUCGUUUGGACCCCGUUACCCAUCCUAACAUAUAUUCUACCUUUUAUUGGACACAUGGGUAUUGCGACGUCAACAGGAGUAAUAAGGGAUUUUGCUGGUCCUUAUUAUGUUUCUGAAGACAAUAUGGCAUUUGGUAAACCUACCAAAUAUUGGCAGCUUGAUUAUACCAAAGCUAAAGGAAGCAUACAAGGAUGGGAUGCUGGUGUAGCAGAAGCUAGCGAAAUUUAUAAAACCAGAAUGCAUAAUUUAUGCUGUGAUAAUUGUCACUCACAUGUGGCAAAAGCCUUGAAUUUGAUGUCGUAUGGUAAUUCGAACAGUUGGAAUAUGGUAAAACUUGCAUUACUUAUGUUACUUCAUGGGAAAUACGUCAGUAUUCUGGGUUUCCUUAAGACCUGGUUACCUUUCUGCAUAUUUGUUACAAUUGUACUAGUAUUAAGUUUAUGUGUAUAUUAAUUUAAGUCUAUGUAUAUAUUAAUUACACAUACAUCGCUGUUUUAAUAGAAAAGUGAGAUAUCGCAAAAUUAGUAACUUUUCAGUAGAACAUGUUUUAAUUUCUAAAUUAAAAAGUUUUAAGAUAAUGCAUAACUUCACCAUGUUACUAUACUUUCAAUUAUACAUAUACCUCUAUUAUACUUUCAAUU
Molecule: messenger RNA, 907 nt
Organism: Atta colombica
Lineage: Eukaryota; Metazoa; Arthropoda; Insecta; Hymenoptera; Formicidae
Product: transmembrane protein 222
Exons: 5
Coding region: 165-719 (184 amino acids)
Source: RefSeq, a predicted model, not a curated record